UGUGACGGCACAUUUAGCAAUGUGGCGAUACUAUUAAAGCGUGAAGUGUUAUUUAAUUUUACGGUACCGUUGGUUCGUCCUUAUCCUACUGGUAGAUUCCGUAGUUUAUUUAAAUUAAUCACUACACUGUUUAUUUAUCGUUUAAGGCUAAAACAUGAGACAUUAUUUGAGAAGCGAAGGAAAACAAUGUAUCAGAGGUACUAUCAAUCUAUCAAAAUGAAGGAUUAUGGAAAUGGAAAUAUUAAUUUGAUUUAUCAUAGGUUCAAGAUUAAGAAAAUUGUUGGUAUCGACGGCGAGAUAGAAUGGCUCGGUUGCAACAAGUUCACCUCCAGGUGUUUUAAAACUGUCAUUGAUGAUACCCCUUCUUAUUUAUAUGACGGUUUAUGGACUCCUCCGUGCUGCAUAAGAGCUCUACGGGAGACUGCAAUUCAUGUUUUUAAUAUACUAAAUCGCUUUAGGAUUCGAUAUUGGUUAGAAGGCGGCUCUCUCCUCGGUGCUGUCCGAAAUGGGGAAAUUAUACCCUGGGAUUACGAUGUCGAUAUUGGGAUACACCAGGAUGAUAUCGCCAAAUUUGAUACUUUGGCCGCGCUUCACACAGGAAGAAAACUUUCUGUAACAGAUAAGCAAUUUUACGUUUGGGAAAAAGCUACGGAAGGAAAAUUCUUUCGUGUUCAAUUUAGCCAGCAAAACCAUAUGCAUGUCGAUUUAUUUCCGUUUUAUGAAAAGAACGGAUUUAUGACUAAGGAUACUUGGUUUAAGACACAUAAGCAGGAUAUGAAAUUUCCAACUCAAUUCAUUAAACCAUUACAAAAAAUUUGGUUUCUUGGAAUGAUGGUAUCUGCGCCGAAUAAUUAUACUAAAUUCUUGGAAUUGAAGUUUGGUGAAGGCGUUAUUGAGCACCCACAAUACCCUAACCCUAAAAAACUUGACAUA
Trichoplax adhaerens is the source of this 933-nucleotide messenger RNA. RefSeq lists its product as uncharacterized. NCBI's taxonomy places the organism in Eukaryota, Metazoa, Placozoa, Uniplacotomia, Trichoplacea, Trichoplacidae. Gene Ontology annotation, cellular component: Golgi apparatus. The record is from RefSeq and is a predicted model, not a curated record. Gene Ontology annotation, biological process: protein O-linked glycosylation via mannose. The annotation marks the transcript as partial. The transcript has 8 exons.